Messenger RNA from Cylas formicarius (sweet potato weevil), 365 nucleotides. RefSeq lists its product as uncharacterized. The transcript has 2 exons. The record is from RefSeq and is a predicted model, not a curated record. Lineage: Eukaryota; Metazoa; Arthropoda; Insecta; Coleoptera; Brentidae. The coding region runs from base 44 to 301 and encodes 85 amino acids.
UUGGUUAAAAUUACUGAUCAAAUUUGUUUCUCAAAAUUUCAAGAUGUCGAAAUAUUUUCAAAUUUUGUUAGUUAUAGUAUUUGUUUCCAUCAUGACACUUUGCGACAUGGUCCAAGCAGAACCUCAAUGGGGUGGUAGAGGAUUCGGUGGAGGGUUCGGCCGAGGUGGAUUUGGAGGUCGCGGAUUUGGUGGAGGAUUUGGCGGUGGUUUUGGUGGUGGAUUUGGUCGCGGAGGUGGUUUUGGCGGUGGAUUUGGCAGAGGAGGUGGUUUCGGACGACCUGGAUUUGGAUGGGGCAAAUAAUAUUGAAAUCAAACAUAUCAAAUAAUCACGUACUGUAAAAUCGUAUUUUUAGAAAUUCCUUGGC